This is a messenger RNA of Aegilops tauschii subsp. strangulata, 1151 nucleotides long. RefSeq names its product GTP-binding protein YPTM1. Lineage: Eukaryota; Viridiplantae; Streptophyta; Magnoliopsida; Poales; Poaceae. The record is from RefSeq and is a predicted model, not a curated record. Gene Ontology annotation, molecular function: GTPase activity; GTP binding.
UCAGGGUCAUGUGCAGGGAGGGGAGGGGAGCAGUUCCACGUCAUGAUCCUGCCUGCGUGCGUGGGGAUCGAUGAUGGAAAAACAAAAAAUAAGUGCACUGGGAGAUCAGUUUGCACGAGUGCACUCUAGAGUUAUAACCUUUUUCUGCCCUCGAGAAGCCUCUCCCUUCUCCACCUCUAGCCCACAGGCCAAAUCUCUCCGUCUCUGAUUUCCUGCUCCGUUCGUCGUCUUCUUCCUUUGGGGAGGAGGAGGAAGCAUGGGCAACGAGUUCGACUACCUGUUCAAGCUCCUCUUGAUAGGCGACUCCUCGGUCGGCAAGUCCUGCUUCCUCCUCCGUUUCUCCGACGAUUCGUAUGUGGACAGCUACAUUAGCACCAUCGGCGUUGACUUUAAAAUCCGCACUCUCGAGAUGGAUGGGAAGACCAUCAAAUUGCAGAUUUGGGACACAGCAGGGCAGGAGCGGUUCAGAACCAUCACAAGCAGCUACUACCGAGGAGCUCACGGGAUCAUCAUUGUCUAUGACAUCACGGACAUGGAGAGCUUCAACAAUGUCAAGCAAUGGCUGAGCGAGAUCGACAAGUACGCUAACGACAGUGUGCGCAAGCUACUUGUCGGUAACAAGUGUGAUCUGGCUGAGAGCAGGGUCGUCGAUACUGCCGUAGCACAGGCAUAUGCUGAUGAGAUGGGUAUUCCUUUCCUAGAAACAAGUGCUAAAGAGUCCAUCAAUGUCGAAGAGGCCUUUCUGGCAAUGUCUGCAGCAAUCAAGAAGAGCAAAGCUGGAGGCCUGGAGAGGAAGGCAUCCAAUCUGGUCCAGAUGAAAGGCCAGCCAAUUCAGAAGCAGCAGCACAAGCAGAAGAGCAGCUGCUGUUCAACAUGACUCAAGAUCGGACUCGAGGGAGGGUAAAGCAUCCCAGCGGCACAGCUACCUUCCAGGAAUCAGGAUGAAAAUGGCAUCUGCCAAAUGUGAACCUCUUUCUUCCUUGCCUUUCGGAACACUUUUUUAGCUAGCUGCAAACUGUAUCAGUAAGCGAGUUCGCAUGUUCGUAUCGAUCUUUCAGUGGAGCAACAUAUGUCGAAAUCAUGUCAGGAAACUCUGUGAUUUCGAUGGUUCUCUAAUCAGCACAGCAACCAGAGUUAUAACAUGUCAGCCA